Messenger RNA from Moneuplotes crassus, 1502 nucleotides. Lineage: Eukaryota; Ciliophora; Spirotrichea; Euplotida; Euplotidae. The record is from the annotation of a GenBank genome assembly.
AUGGACAAAUCAUUCUUAGAGAAACUCAAAGGACUUCAAGACUACGAUGGCGACCUCUUCGACAAGAUCACUAAAGGAGAUGCGCCUAUUGAUUGAAGGAUUGAAAAUAUGGAAGAUGACACAAUUGGAUUUAGCAUUGCCUUUUCGAUAGCAAAGAAUAGAGUAAUAGAAUUCUACACGAUGAACCUGCAGAAGGAAAAGGUAGUCAACAUAGAAGAAAACAAAAUGAUAGAAGGAAAUGUUGACUUGGAAGGAGUGAAUAUCAAGGACACUAGUCCAAUUCUGAUGAUUGAGAGAAAAUAAAAAGAAAAUCAAAAGAGUCAAGUUCCUUUCCUCAGAGAGCAGAUCUUUGUAUUAUACCGAUGAAGAGACAGGAAAUGGCUUUGUUCAUUUCUGAUGAUAUUGGGGACUUCCAGAUGCAUUAAAGAAAGUAUCAGCCCUCAAAAAUAUUAACCUUUCAGCAAAGAAUUUUUUUAAUAAAAGCCCUAUCGAAAUUUCAUUUUUGAAAAGAAAAGCUAAGGAUCAAUGUUAUUUGUUUUUAAAAUAAAAGCAUUAAGAAAGAAUUCAGAAGUGAAUUGGUUCGUACAGGAAUAUCCCUUUUUGCAGAUGAAGAUGCCCUUAUAUCCCCUUCUGUCGCCUGAGAAAAUCUCGGAAUUUUGUCCCCAUUUACUCGAGAAUUCUACACUGAUCUUGACUACAUCAAAAUUCUUAAGAGGGAUCGAUUCGAAACACUAAAGGAGUCAAUAAUAGACAUUAAUCCAUCAUUCACAGUUUUACAGGGUAGAUACAAGGGUGAGCCUAUAGUUGUCAGAGAAAUUCUUGAGAAAUACACAACAAUCAGGCAGCUCCUCUCAAUUAUUUCAGAGCUAAAAACUUUGAACUUAAAAUACGCUAAGGAGCAUGACAGUUUCAUGGAUAUCCUGGCAGUAAGCCUUGAGAAAGGAAAGCUGUACAUCCUGUACCAUAAUUGAUCUCAAAUGGUACUCCAAAAGCAUAUCAGAAAGAGAUAUAUGCUGACUGAUUCUGAUAGGCUGUUUAUUAUAAAACAGCUGGUACUCUCAUUACUAUAUCUUCAUUUGUUCUAUGAUGAUCCAAUUAUUCACGGACAUAUUAACCCAAUUACAAUCUUCGUAGAAGAUACGCUUGAUAUCAAGAUUGGUGCAGUAGGACAGUUCUUAAAUGGAGGAAAUUCUGAGAUAGAUAAAUGGAUUAAAGACGAUCCAUACAGUAAUUACGUAGCUCCAGAAUGAUUCUCUAACCAGAUUAGCACCUUCAGUGAUGUUUUUAGCUUCGGAUGUCUCAUGUAUGAACUUUACACUGGAGAGCCAGCAUUUGAGGCUUCUUGAUUAGAAGAUUACCUUAGGCAGAUACAGGAAAAGGAUAUCCAAUGGAAUGAUGAUAUACCCCCAAGAAUCUCAUACCUCGUGAAAAAAUGUGUUGCAUAUGAGCAUGUAGAUAGGCCUCAUAUUUUAGAAAUUGCUGACUUUUUAGAAGCGCUUUAA